UGUCAACGCGUCAGCGAGGAGCGAUUGCAGUUUCGCCACCGUUUUGGGAAAUUUUGUUUUGCUUCUGUGAAAAAUUGUUCUUUCUCCCGAAUUUCGAUUGAAUUUUCGAGAUAGAGUCAGUUUAUUAGUUCACCGAUACACUGCCGAGAAAAACUACGACUGUAUCCAAAUGGGAGUACCAGCAUUUUUCCGCUGGUUAUCGCGGAAAUAUCCGUCGGUCAUUGUCGAAUGCGUGGAGCAAAAGGGCCAGGAUGGCGAGGGUAACGUGUUCUACGACGACAUGACCAAACCAAACCCCAAUAAGGUAGAAUUCGACAACCUAUAUCUGGACAUGAACGGUAUUAUCCAUCCAUGCACGCAUCCGGAGGACAAACCGGCUCCGAAGAACGAGGACGAAAUGAUGAUAGCUAUCUUCGAAUGCAUUGACCGGCUGAUGAAUAUUGUCCGUCCGAGAAAGCUCCUGUACAUGGCCAUUGACGGUGUUGCGCCAAGGGCAAAAAUGAACCAACAACGAUCGCGACGUUUUCGAGCCUCUAAAGAAUCGGCCGAAAAGGCUGCAGAAAUAAUAAGAAUUCGACAAGAACUGGCUUCAAAGGGCUGCAUACUUCCCCCGGAGAAGGAGAAGGGAGCACAUUUCGAUUCCAACUGCAUCACCCCCGGGACACCUUUCAUGGACCGUCUGAGCAAGUGUUUGCAGUAUUUCGUCCAUGAUCGAAUGAAUAACAAUCCAGGAUGGAAGGGACUAAAGGUUAUUCUGUCAGACGCAAACGUUCCCGGAGAGGGAGAACACAAAAUUAUGGACUAUAUUAGGAAGCAGAGAGCUCAACCAGAUCACGAUCCCAACACGCAUCACGUCCUUUGUGGUGCUGAUGCCGAUUUGAUUAUGUUGGGUCUAGCAACGCACGAGACACACUUCACUAUCAUCCGAGAGGAGUUCUUACCAAACCAAGAGCGGCCCUGCGAUAUUUGUCAACAGAUGGGACACGAGAUGAAAAACUGCGUUGGGUUGCAAUCUGAACGAGAUUUAAAUAGAACUCCGCCUCCCCCAGGAAAAGAAACUCAGUUUAUUUUCGUAAGGUUAAACGUGUUAAAGGAAUAUCUACAAAAGGAACUCGAGAUGCCGAAUCUUCCGUUUCCUUAUGACUUUGAGCGUGUAGUUGAUGAUUGGGUGUUUAUGUGUUUUUUCGUUGGAAACGAUUUCUUGCCGCAUCUUCCUAGUUUGGAAAUCCGGGAGGACGCCAUCGAUCGUCUGGUCACGCUAUACAAAAAGUGUGUAUACAAGACUAAGGGCUACAUGACGGAUUCCGGGAGCGUCACAGUGGAUCGGGUCGAGUUGAUUAUGACCGAUCUGGGUUAUGCGGAGGAUGAAAUUUUCCGUAACCGCAAAGUAACUGAAGAUCGUUUUAAAGAACGCAACAAACGAAUGAAAAUGCAAAAGGAGCGUGAGCAGAGGCCCUGUUUUGAUCAGAUGAAGAAUUCUCAAUUUGCCCCGACGCCACUUGGAAGGGGCAUCACUCCACAGGCAAUUGUAAAUCCACGCCAAGAAGCGGCUAAUUUUCGAAUGCAAGGAAAUAGGCAGCAACAACAGCAGCAAAAUGAUACCAACAACGAUCAAAAUCGUCGAGGACAAAAACGCAAAGCUGAAGAGCCCAUUAGCCACAACACCGCCGACGAGGAAGCGGAAGCCCCCGAUGAGGUUCGGCUCUGGGAGGAUGGUUUUAAAGACCGAUACUACGAGUCUAAAUUCGACGUCAUGCCCAACAAUAUAAAGUUCCGGGAAACCGUUGCUUGGGAAUACGUUCGUGGAUUGUGUUGGGUACUUAAGUACUACUAUCAGGGCUGUGCCAGCUGGGAAUGGUACUUUCCCUAUCACUAUGCCCCGUUUGCAUCGGAUUUCAAGGGACUUUCUAAUGUCAAUACCCACUUCGAUCUCGGUACACCAUUCAAGCCACUGCAGCAACUGAUGGGAGUAUUUCCUGCAGCCAGCAGAAGUCACGUUCCGGCUCCGUUCGCAGAGCUGAUGGUUGAUCCAAGGUCACCGAUUAUUGAUUUUUAUCCGAUCGAUUUUCAUAUCGAUUUGAACGGUAAAAAGUUUGCCUGGCAGGGAGUUGCACUGCUGCCAUUUGUGGACGAGAAACGAUUAUUCAAGGCAACCGAUCCAAGAGUACCGCAGCUGACGCAGGAGGAACGGUUACGAAACGAGAACGGCCUCGCCCGAUUAUACUUGUCACCGGGACCCGAGACAUACCGAAUGGUUAAAAAUCUGUACAACGGCAACGUUGACUUUGAGCGCGAGGUUCCCAUUCUGGUAGACAGUAUGCAGUGUAAUAUUAUUCCUACCAAGGAGAACGUCCCCCUGGAUGGCGUAAUGCCUUCACCUAUACCGGACCUUCAUCCAGUCUGCGAAAACAAGGUAGUGACGGUUAAAUUUCUCGAUCCGAAAUAUGCUGCUGGUUUCGUGUUUCCAUCUCGGAAAUUGGAAGGUGCUCGCGAUCAGCCUAAGGUGUUGAGAGCAGAUGAGGGACCUGUAGUCGGAUUCGGCCAACGGAAAAAUCGGGGUGGUUUAGGAAGUGCUGGCCAUCGAAUGUUGAACCACUAUACUGGAACCGGUAUGAACCAGAGAGGCGGAAACAACAAUUUCUCCAGGGGGGAUGCUUUGAAACGCCAGCAGUAG
This is a messenger RNA of Topomyia yanbarensis, 2674 nucleotides long. It is a transcript of the gene Rat1, whose product is annotated as 5'-3' exoribonuclease 2 homolog. The coding region runs from base 170 to 2674 and encodes 834 amino acids. Gene Ontology annotation, molecular function: 5'-3' RNA exonuclease activity; RNA binding. Gene Ontology annotation, cellular component: nucleus. Gene Ontology annotation, biological process: nuclear-transcribed mRNA catabolic process. The transcript has 4 exons. NCBI's taxonomy places the organism in Eukaryota, Metazoa, Arthropoda, Insecta, Diptera, Culicidae. The record is from RefSeq and is a predicted model, not a curated record.